GUAGGAAAUACUACCAACAGAGUCAACUAGAAAGCCAUCCGGAUGCAGAAAAUGUAAUUUAAUGUCCAUUUAGAGCGAUAAGUUAGAAAAUCAGGAGACCAGAAUACCGUGUAAGGAUGCAGUGAGUUCAGAUGAUAGUAACACAAACUGUAUGUUCCUGUGCAACGUGAGGAAUAAUGGUGUAGAGGAGGUGUUGUUUAGAUCAAUCAUGUGGGGAAGAUCUCUGAGUGCAGGCUACAGAUGCUUUGGGUGCAGGAGAAUUGGACUAAAGGGGAUUUGGGGCACUCAUGCAGUGCGCACCUGCAGCGCUCCAGCCUUACCUGCAGGCAGGAUCACGGCGCUCCAGGCAGUGGAUUUUUGGAAGAGACACUUUGAGGAGAGAGGUGUGACGGAGCCUGACCAAUCCAGCCAAUACAUUAUUGCUUAUCUGCUCGGGGCUAAAACUAUAGAAAGUCUUGAGCAGAGGACGUUAACAGAGUUUCUCAGCCAAGAAAAAACUGAGCAGAUAUGGAAACUCUGCUCCAGACGCCUAUCAAGGAUGCCUGUGCAGUUUGUGAUUGAGGAGUGGGACUUCAGAGAUCUGACUUUGAGGAUGCGACCUCCCGUGUUCAUACCAAGACCUGAAACUGAGGAGUUGGUUGAACUGGUGCUCACUGAUCUGGAGAUGAAGUUGGGAACUGGAGUGGGUGCAGACGCCCAGCAUACAUGCUUGGAGGUGGGAUGUGGCUCUGGUGCCAUUUCUCUCAGUCUGCUGAAGAGUCUGCCUCAGCUUAAAGCCAUUGCUGUGGAUCAAAGCCAGGAUGCGGUGGAUUUAACAAGAGAAAAUGCAUUAAGGUUGGGGCUUCAGGACAGAUUGGAGAUUCAUCAUAUAGAUGUAAUGAAAGAUGCAGAAACUGUGUUGAGCCUCUGCAGCCAUGUCUCAGUUUUGGUCAGUAACCCUCCGUACCUGUUCUCUGAGGAUAUGACAACGUUGGAACCUGAAAUAUUUAGGUUUGAAGAACAUGCAGCUUUAGAUGGGGGUGAAGAUGGUCUAACAGUGAUCAAACAGAUUUUGACUCUGGCUCCACAGAUUCUAUCAAAUCAUGGCCGUGUUUACUUGGAGGUGGAUCCCAGACAACCCCCGCUCAUUCGCCGGUGGGUGGAGGCGAAUGUGGAAAAGAUGCAUUGUGUGGAAACACGGCACGACAUCACCGGCAGGCCGCGAUUCUGCAUCCUUCAGAAAGAGGAGUCAAACAAGAACCACAAGCUGGAUCUGGAUUGAGAAACUGAGAUCCUAUUACGUUGGCUUCAGCCCAGGUCGUCACAGCCUCAGCUCCCCUACCCCCACUGAGCCGCGGCGCGCGCGCUUACACCGACCUGAUCAUUUAAAAUUCACAGUUUGCAGAAAUCAUUUUCAUGUCACUGUUGCACGUUUAAUCCGGUAACAUUUGUGAUCACAUCCUGCGGCACAACAGGAAAAAAAAGUGUUCUAGAUGGCACAAUAGCAGGCUCAAAGCUGAAGGUAAUUACUGAGGCUUUUCUUAGAACCCUCCCUCUCAGAAUCUCACCCUCCUCCCAGGAAGCAUUCAGUAGUUCUGUGAAUCCGCUGAUGAACGGUCCUCCCCUUCGCCCGUCUACACGCUGACUCAGAUGCAGGCUGUACGCAUUGUUGAGCAAAAAACACACACACAUGCACAAUGUGGCCUUUAGUUCCCCACACAAUCUGCGUUCCUCACACACUUAGAGCUCAAAGGCCACAAAGUCUUUGUGUCUCAGAGGUGAUUCGAAGCCGAAAAUAUUUCGUAACAAGUGUCACA
This is a messenger RNA of Plectropomus leopardus (leopard coralgrouper), 1796 nucleotides long. RefSeq names its product HemK methyltransferase family member 1 (gene hemk1). Gene Ontology annotation, cellular component: mitochondrion. The record is from RefSeq and is a predicted model, not a curated record. Lineage: Eukaryota; Metazoa; Chordata; Actinopteri; Perciformes; Serranidae. Gene Ontology annotation, biological process: protein methylation. Gene Ontology annotation, molecular function: protein methyltransferase activity; nucleic acid binding.